Molecule: messenger RNA, 267 nt
Organism: Fusarium venenatum
Lineage: Eukaryota; Fungi; Ascomycota; Sordariomycetes; Hypocreales; Nectriaceae
Source: RefSeq, a predicted model, not a curated record
AUGGAUAUGGGAGAUCUCACGCUGAAUGGUCGAUGGAACGAAGAAUUUCUCAGAAAGACGGCCUUUUCAUUUCGAAAGGGUUUCGAUAGACUGACGCGACAGGAGAAAUUAUCUCCGUGGAUAAUACGGCAACUGUUGCGGAGAGCCACGCAACCUGAACUCAAGAAGUACCUCGAUAAGAGACUGUUCAUCCAGUUCAACGGCAUCCAAGCUAUUCUACAUUUACUGCUCAAGAUAUUGCCUACGCAACCUGAGCUCAAGAAGUAG